Messenger RNA from Zonotrichia albicollis (white-throated sparrow), 3556 nucleotides. The record is from RefSeq and is a predicted model, not a curated record. NCBI's taxonomy places the organism in Eukaryota, Metazoa, Chordata, Aves, Passeriformes, Passerellidae.
CAGGAGCUCAUGGUCUAUUCCCAGAGGUGCUGAGCAUCCCCAGAUCAUUUUGUAGCCAGGAAAGCUGGGCAUUUUUGGUAUUUUGGGUGACCACUUGAAAGUCUGCUCACAAGGCUACACAUGCUGCUCCCAAGAAAUGGAGGAGAAGUACAGUCAGCAGAGUAAACACGACUUCAGAAACGCUGUUGUAGAGCUUAGCAAUCACCUACAGAACAUGUUUAGUUCCCGGUACAAGAAGUUUGAUGAGUUCUUCAAAGAGCUGCUGGAGAACGCAGAGAAGUCCCUGAACGACAUGUUUGUGCGGACGUACGGCCGGCUGUACAUGCAGAACUCGGAGCUCUUCAAGGACCUCUUCGUGGAGCUCAAGCGCUACUACGUGGGCGGCAACGUCAACCUGGAGGAGAUGCUCAACGAGUUCUGGGCGCGCCUGCUGGAGCGCAUGUUCCGCCUGGUGAACCCCCAGUACCACUUCACGGACGAGUACCUGGAGUGCGUCAGCAAGUACACGGAGCAGCUGAAGCCCUUUGGGGACGUGCCCAGGAAGCUGAAGCUGCAGGUGACACGCGCCUUCGUGGCCGCCCGCACCUUCGCCCAGGGCCUGGCCGUCGCCAGGGACGUCGUCAGCAAAGUGUCCGUGGUGAACCCCACGCCGCAGGGAACGCGGGCGCUGCUGAAAAUGAUGUACUGCCCACACUGCCGGGGCCUGGUGUCAGUGAAGCCCUGCUACAACUACUGCUUCAAUGUCAUGAGAGGCUGCUUGGCCAACCAAGGGGACUUGGAUGCCGAGUGGAAUAUCUUUAUGGAUUCGAUGCUGCUGGUAGCAGAGAGGCUGGAGGGACCUUUCAACAUUGAGUCAGUCAUGGACCCCAUCGAUGUGAAAAUUUCAGAUGCGAUCAUGAACAUGCAGGAGAACAGCAUGCAAGUGUCUCAGAAGGUUUUCCAGGGAUGUGGCCAGCCAAAGACACUUGCCCAAGGCCGGACUGCUCGCUCUGUCUCUGAAGGUGGUUUCACUGCUCGUUUCCGACCCUAUAACCCAGAGGAGCGACCCACAACAGCUGCUGGCACGAGCCUGGACCGGCUGGUUACUGAUGUGAAAGAGAAGCUGAAACAAGCCAAAAAAUUUUGGUCAUCUCUCCCUGGCAACAUUUGCAAUGAUGAAAAGAUGUCUGUAGGCACUGUCAAUGAGAAUGAAUGCUGGAAUGGAAGCGCCAAGAGCAGGUACGACUUUGCAGUGACUGGAAAUGGUUUAGCAAGUCAGGUGAAUAACCCAGAGGUUGAGGUGGACAUUACCAAGCCAGACAUGGUGAUUCGCCGGCAGAUCAUGGCCCUGCGGGUGAUGACCAACAAGCUGAAGAAUGCCUACAGCGGCAACGACGUCGACUUCAUUGACAUAAGUGAGGAGAGCAGCGGCGAGGAGAGCGGCAGCGGCUGCGAGCUCCAGCAGUGCUCCCCCGAGUUCGAGUUCAACGCCACCGAGGUCACCGGCAGCUCCAACAAGAGCGACAAGACCGUGAACACUUCUGCUGCUGCCACCAGAAGUGGUCUAUCACAAGCAGCCUUGCUCCUUAGCCUUUUGUUCUUGGCCAUGCAAAGACAAUGGAGAUAAUUGUGCAGCAUAGGGGGAGGGGAAAAGACUUUUAUUAUCAAAGGUAGAAGGCACCUGCUUUCACUUUUAUACCAUCUAGAGACUUUGCUUUUUAAGUUAAUGGACAACAGUGUACAGUUUUUACUAUGUUGCCACUGGUUUUAAGAUACUGAUUUAUUUUUUUUCCCUUGCUAUCCUGGGAAUAACAGGAAUGGGAAGUACCAGUCUAUCCCGUUCACCAAGAAUCCAUGUUAGAGGUGGAUAACAAAAAUGUAUAUACAAGCCUGUAGUUAGCUCUGCAUUUGUGUCUUUAUCACUUUUUUUUUUCUUUUACUGUAUUUCUUACGAAAACAAAAACCCCAGGGUCUUCUCUUGGCCUGUAACAAGUAUGUGUUUCUGAAAUGAGAAAUAUCUGUACAGAAGCAGGUUUUAUUUAUCAUGUUAUCUUAUGAGGAAAAAAUAAUUGCCCAACAAGCAGAAAAUGUUUCAUGUAGUUAACUUCCCAUUUAUCCACAUUAUGUUAGUUGCCUUAUCUGGAGAGAAGUGGAAGUCAUUUGUCUUUAUUAUGCGGUAAAACAGAAGGUGAAGGCAGAACUGGUCAUCGUGCCAAGGGCCCCGUUUGCUUAGGGCAUCCAUGCCAGGAGCAGGUUGUGCUUGCUUUGCAGGAGAUUUGGUUCAAUUGGAAGGGACUACAGAGAAUUCCCAUUCUGCAGACGCUGAGAAGAGCUGUCCUUUGCUCCCCGGGAUCCUUGCAAUCAGCUGUAACUCCUGUGGGUCAGUUCCCAACGUGCAUCCCCGAGGGAACGAGGCAUUAAACUUGUUCAGUUGGAAACAACUUGUGGUCUCACAGCUCCAAAUGCCAACAUGUGUCUUGUCUGCACGUUUGUUAGCUGAAUGCUGGAUUGAUUUUUUAACACUCGGUUCUGGUUCCAAGGAAUCCUGUGUGGGAGGGCAGGUGGGGAGGGAUUGGGUUUGUUUUUGCAAGAGUUUUGUUUCCUCUCUGAUGGGGGCAAAAGAGAAGGAACAGGCACUGUUGCAGGUACAUGGAAGCAGGAGCUGGCAGGGCUGAAGAUGCCUCAUUUUGGGUGUGUUUGGUCUCCUGGGAUCUGAUGCCCAGCACCUCUGGCACUACCUGAGACAGCUUCCUCUCUCUCCUUGUGCUGUUGGAACGAUGUUGUGGUGAACAGCAACUCACGAAUAAAAGAAAUGUAUAUUUUUUAGAAAAGAGAUGAAAUAAUUUUUAAAAGAGUUUAGCAAAAGCAACAUCUUUGGAAAGACUCAAAAUUAUUCUGCACGUCUCUUCCUGCUUUGGAUAGCCUUUAGGUCUGGCUGGAUGCCUGGAUCUGGGCAGGAAAGCAAUUCUGAGAGAAAAGGUUUGCUCUAUUCCACCUUUGUGUCAUAAAGGAUAAUUUUCUAUUUUUAUAUUGAAGCAUUAAUUACUUGUUAGCUCAGGGUCAGCAUUAUACUCAACUUUAUUUUCACACCAAAUUUCUGCAAAGCUAUAAAGACAAAGUAUUCUUGGCUGGUAUAAAUAAUCCUGGAGGCUUAAUUUUACCAGAAGUAGCCAGUUAUUUAUUAAAACAUGAUGUUAGUAGAGUUAGGGAUAUUCUGGUUAGAUUAUUUUUCUUUAGAAAAUAAAUCAUGGAACCAUAAAAUUGAAAAAAUUAUAAAUUUAUGUGUGGGAAAAAAUGGAUUGUAAAUAGCUAAGUUGCCUUGCAAGGAAUUGGAAAAUGUGCUGAUACUUAGAAACUACCUCAGUUCUGAGGAAUUUCCUUUCUAGCUUUGAGUGCUAUUGCUUUUACUUGGUAGAAGUGAAUCUGGUCUCCAAUAUGUAGCUGAAAGAGUUAUCCCUAUAGACCUUGUUAGAUUGUUUUUAAUUUAGAGGGUUGAACUACAUCCAGCUGUUUUCUUUCAGCAAAGUUCCCUAACAAAGAGAAUUUCUGAAUUAAAUAUUGCUGAUGGUUUCCAUGA